GACAAUGGAAGCGCCGGAGGGAGGCGCGCGGAGCCCUGGGAACAGCCGCGCCGAGUCCGCAGCUCGUUGCUGGACCUUGGACCACACGGUAGCUCUUGUAGAUGCUGAGAUCCAGGACUUGCCACGCUAACCGGGACAGGAGGGCGCAUCUGGCCCAGCAGCUGAGGUCUUCAGCGGCCCGGCUAUGCGCAGCUGUUGGUGGGGCUGAGCGGGCGAGCAGGAGACGGUUCUUCAGCACCCUUUGGGUUGGUGCGCCUCUUUUCUUCUAGCGUGUGCCCAGCCAGCCGAUCAAAAUAGAGUCCUUCAAGGUGAAAGUUGACUUUCUGAAGGUGCCCCUCGGCCUCAAGAAGCCCACUCUGAAGGAGGCCGCGGCCGCCUUGGUGGCCGUCCCAGGGUCCAAGGCCAUCAACGUGGAUCGCUACAAGGCUCGGCGCUCAGACAACAUGGACAACGAAUCACAAUAUUCGGGGUACUCCUACAAAUCGGGGCACUCGCGCAGCUCCAGGAAGCCCAGAGACCGCCGAGAGCGGCAUCGCUCCAAAAGUCGAGAUGGCAGCCGUGGGGACAAGUCGGUCACCAUCCAGGCCCCCGGAGAGCCCCUGCUGGACAACGAGUCAACCCGAGGGGAUGAAAGGGACGACAACUGGGGCGAGACGACCACCGUGGUGACCGGCACGUCGGAGCACAGCAUUUCGCACGAUGACAUCACGCGCAUCACGAAGGACAUGGAGGACAGCGCCCACCUGGACUGCUCCCGCCACCUGGGGGUCUCGCUGGCGGGGGCCCUGGCUCUGCUCUCCUUCCUCACCCCCAUCGCCUUCAUGCUGCUGCCCCAGCUGCUGUGGGGGGAGCAGCUGAGCCCCUGCGGGACCCCCUGCGAGGGCCUCUUCAUCUCGGUGGCCUUUAAGCUGCUCAUCCUCCUGCUGGGCAGCUGGGCGCUCUUCUUCCGCCGCCCCAGGGCCUUCCUGCCCCGCAUCUUCGUCUUCCGUGCCCUCCUGAUGGUGCUGGUCUUCCUCCUGGUGGCCUCCUACUGGCUCUUCUAUGGCGUCCGCAUCCUGGACUCCCGUGACACCAACUACCAGGGCAUCGUCCAGUACGCCGUCUCGCUGGUGGACGCCCUGCUCUUUGUCCACUACCUGGCCGUGGUCUUGCUAGAGCUGCGACAGCUCCAGCCCCACUUCACCCUCAAGGUGGUGCGCUCCACCGAUGGGGCCAGCCGCUUCUACAAUGUGGGGCACCUCAGCAUCCAGAGAGUCGCUGUGUGGAUCCUGGAGAAUUAUUACCACGAUUUCCCCGUCUACAACCCGGCACUGCUGAACCUGCCCAAGUCAGUUCUGUCUAAGAAAAUGUCUGGCUUCAAGGUCUACUCGCUUGGUGAAGAGAACACAACCAACAACUCAACCAGCCAAUCGCGGGCUGUUAUCGCAGCCGCCGCCCGCAGACGGGACAACAGCCACAACGAGUACUACUACGAGGAAGCAGAACACGAGCGCCGGGUGCGCAAGCGGCGAGCCAGGCUGGUGGUGGCCGUGGAAGAGGCCUUCACCCACAUCAAGCGGCUGCAGGAGGAGGACCAGAAGAACCCCCGGGAAAUCAUGGACCCCCGGGAGGCCGCCCAGGCCAUCUUCGCCUCCAUGGCCCGGGCCAUGCAGAAGUACCUGCGCACCACCAAGCAGCAGCCGUACCACACGAUGGAGAGCAUCCUUCAGCACCUGGAGUUCUGCAUCACCCACGACAUGACGCCCAAGCUGUUUCCUUUUAAUCUAAUGUGGGGUUUUGGGGGGCUUAAAUGUCGGACUCUCCAGGGGAAGAUCUGA
Pseudonaja textilis is the source of this 1817-nucleotide messenger RNA. The record is from RefSeq and is a predicted model, not a curated record. Lineage: Eukaryota; Metazoa; Chordata; Lepidosauria; Squamata; Elapidae.